Chroicocephalus ridibundus (black-headed gull) is the source of this 8774-nucleotide messenger RNA. It is a transcript of the gene ELAPOR2, whose product is annotated as endosome-lysosome associated apoptosis and autophagy regulator family member 2. Lineage: Eukaryota; Metazoa; Chordata; Aves; Charadriiformes; Laridae. Gene Ontology annotation, biological process: positive regulation of BMP signaling pathway. The record is from RefSeq and is a predicted model, not a curated record. Gene Ontology annotation, cellular component: membrane. The coding region runs from base 126 to 3488 and encodes 1120 amino acids. The transcript has 22 exons.
CGGGAGCCCCGGGCGAUGCCUGCGGGAUUUCACCCCCCCGCUGCCGGGGGUCGGGGGUGGGUACCACCAGGAGGGUGCUGCCGUCCUCCCGCUUGCCACGUCGGGGCUGGACGAGCCCCGGCAGCAUGCGCCUGCGCUGCCUGCCUGCCUGCCUGCCUUCCUCCUCCUUCCUCCUCCUCCUCCUCCUCCUCCUCCCCCCCCUCCCGGCCCCUCCUCCCGGCUUUGGCGGUGCCGGCUGCCGGGAGCGGGCGGCCGGCGGGGCCGCUGCCGUCCGUGCCAGCCCCCGGGGUUAUGCCCGGCUGCAGGCGGGGAGCGGGGCCAGGGGCAGCCCGACCCAGGGAGGUCUCCGGCGGGGGCAGGGGACGGUGAUCUCCUCCCUCCCUCCCUCCCUCCCUCCCUCCUUGCCCGCCUCCCCCGGCUGCGGCGCGGGGAAGGGGUGCGCAGGGGCUCGGCGGCGGAGGAUGAGGAUGAUGAGGAUGAAGAUGCGGCGGGCCGGAGCGGAGCGGGGGUACCCGGGCAGCGCCUGGGUGUGCUGCUGGCUCCUGGGCUGGCAGGCGGCCGCCCUGCAGCUGCCGCCCUGCGAAGAGACAGAUUACCACUUCGAGUACACAGAAUGCGACAGCAGUGGCUCCAGAUGGAGGGUGGCUGUCCCAAAUCCGUCGGUGGAGUGCUCUGGACUACCCGACCCGGUGAAAGGGAAGGAAUGCACUUUCUCCUGUGCCUCUGGUGAAUACUUGGAGAUGAAGAACCAGGUAUGCAGCAAAUGUGCAGAGGGGACCUACUCACUGGGCAGCGGGAUCAAGUUUGACGAGUGGGAUGAGCUGCCGGCAGGAUUCUCCAACGUGGCGACGUUCAUGGACACGGCGGUUGGCUCGGCUGAGAAUAAAGCCGACAGCUGCAACAACUCUUCAUGGACACCUCGAGGGAAUUACAUAGAGUCGAACAGGGAUGACUGUACAGUUUCUCUCAUCUACGCUGUGCACCUGAAGAAAUCCGGUUCUGUCUUCUUUGAAUACCAGUAUAUUGACAACAACAUCUUCUUUGAAUUUUUUAUACAAAACGACCAGUGCAAAGAGAUGGAGUCCAUGGCAGACAAGUGGGUGAAGCUAACAGACAACGGGGAAUGGGGCUCUCAUUCUGUAACUCUGAAAUCAGGUAGCAAUAUAUUAUACUGGAGAACAACAGGGAUUCUCAUGGGGUCCAAAGUAGUAAAACCAGUUCUGGUGAAAAACAUCACAAUUGAAGGAGUUGCAUAUACGUCUGAAUGCUUCGCAUGCAAGCCUGGUACCUUCAGUGACAAACCAGGUUCAUCUGGGUGCCAGGAGUGUCCGAGAAAUACUUAUUCGGAGAAAGGAGCUAAAGAGUGCACCAAGUGUAAAGAAGAAAUGUAUUAUGCGGAUGAGGGAUCCAGUGCGUGUAUAGAGCGUCCUCCAUGCACAAACAAAGACUUUUUCCAGAUCCAUACCCCGUGUGAUAAGGAAGGAAAAACUCAGAUCAUGUACAAAUGGAUUGAACCCAAGAUCUGCAGAGAGGAUCUCCCCAAUGCAUUGACCUUGCCUCCUUCUGGAGAGAGGAAGGAUUGUCCACCCUGCAAUCCUGGCUUUUACAACAACGCCUCAUCUUCCUGUACUCCUUGCCCACCAGGCACAUUUUCGGAUGGGACACAGGAGUGCAAAGCCUGCCCUGCUGGGACUGAACCAGCGCUUGGGUUUGAGUACAAGUGGUGGAACAUCCUGCCAGGCAACAUGAAGACAUCUUGCUUUAAUGUCGGCAACUCAAAGUGCGAUGGGAUGAACGGUUGGGAGGUGGCUGGUGAUCACAUCCAGAGUGGGGCAGGAGGCUCUGACAAUGACUAUCUCAUCUUGAACCUGCACAUCCCAGGAUUUAAACCUCCGACGUCGGUGACAGGAGCAACUGGGUCAGAACUAGGACGGAUUACUUUUAUUUUUGAGACCAUCUGUUCAGCAGAUUGUGUGCUGUACUUCAUGGCGGAUGUUAAUCGAAAAAAUACUAAUGUGGUGGAAUCAUGGGAAAGAAGUAAAGAGAAACAAUCCUACACUCACAUCAUCUCCAAAAACGCUUCCUUCACGUUCACCUGGGCCUUUCAGAGAAUAAACGAGGGCCAAGAUAGCAGACAGUUCAUCAAUGACAUGGCAAAGAUCUACUCCAUCACGGUGACCAACGCAGUGGAUGGAGUCGCCUCUUCUUGCCGGGCCUGUGCGCUGGGUUCUGAGCAGUCCGUCUCAUCCUGUGUGCCCUGCCCUGCAGGACACUACAUCGAGAAGGAGACCAGCCAGUGCAAGGAGUGUCCGGUCAACACCUUCCUGUCCAUCCACCAGGUCUACGGCGGGGAGGCCUGCAUCCCCUGUGGGCCUGGCAGCAAGAGCACCAAGGACCACUCUGCCUGCUACAGUGACUGCCUGGUGUCGUACGUCAAGGAUAACCAGAGCCUGAAUUACGAUUUUAGCAACCUCAGCCAGGUGGGCUCGCUGAUGAGCGGACCCAGCUUCACCUCCCGAGGGACCAAGUUCUUCCACUUCUUUAACAUCAGCCUGUGUGGGAACGAGGGGAAGAAGAUGGCUAUUUGCACGGACAAUAUCACAGAUGUUACUCUGAAGGACAUGGUUGCAGAAUCAGAAGAUUUUUCCAAUUUUGUGGGAGCUUUUGUCUGUCAGUCCACCAUCAUCCCGUCGGACAGCAAGGGUUUCCGAACUGCCCUGGCUCUGCAGUCCAACAGCCUUGCCGACAGGUUCUUAGGAGCUACUGUUGAAACAACGCUGGAAAAUAUCAGCAUCGAGACAGAUAUGUUUCCUCCCUCUCCAAGCAAAAUACCUGACGUGCAUUUCUUUUACAAGUCUUCAACAGUGACGACCUCCUGUGAAAAUGGCCGUGCAACUGUUGUGACAAUGAGAUGCAACCCCAACAAACCAGACCAAGGAGAGCUUUCUGUGCCCAGUUCUUGCCCUGCAGGCACCUGCGAUGGAUGCACUUUCUAUUUUGUAUGGGAAAGUGCAGAAGCUUGCCCUCUCUGCACGGAGCAAGACUACCAUGAGAUCGAGGGAGCCUGCAAAAAAGGAUUUCAGGAAACCUUAUAUGUAUGGAAUGAGCCAAAGCAUUGCAUUAAAGGGGUUCCCUUGCCAGAAAAAAGGACCAGCGCUUGUGAAACAGUGGAUUUUUGGCUAAAAGUUGGAGCUGGUGUUGGUGCUUUCACAGCCGUUCUGCUCGUAGCUUUGACCUGCUAUUUUUGGAAGAAGAACCAGAAGCUGGAGUAUAAAUAUUCCAAAUUAGUGAUGACAGCGAACUCAAAAGAGUGCGAGCUGCCAGCUGCUGACAGCUGUGCUAUAAUGGAAGGAGAAGAUAAUGAAGAAGAAAUAGUAUAUUCAAAUAAGCAGUCACUGCUGGGGAAGCUCAAGUCCUUGGCGACAAAGGAAAAAGAAGAUAAUUUUGAAUCUGUUCAGCUGAAAUCUUCAAGAUCCCAGAAUAUAUGAAGAAUUAAUGCUGCCUUCAAAGAAACAAACCUAAUUUCUAUUUUUACAGGACCAUAUUUUAAACAUAUUCUGGCACACAUUGUAGUGGUGAUCUUGGUGAGAAAUGCUUGGCCAUUUAGGAGGAAAGAAGACAGGAAGCAAACUAGAAAAUUGGAUUGCCUUACCAUGUGAUUGAGUACCUUGCCAAAAAAAGAAAGCAGAUGCUUGGAUUCCAUACUGGGAAUGAAAUUCAACUCAGGAAGAGAUAUACAUACUGCAAAUAACAUGAAUUUUUUGCAUUCACCUGGGCAUUGCUUAAGCAUGCCAUAUGAUUUAUAGGUACCUUUCAUUUCCUGUCACUCCUUCUACUCGUAAGAAUUGAUUUUCAGAGAGGCCUGAAACCUCCCACAGAGGUUGCGUAUUGUCCUUUAGUAGCAUAACUGUGAGUGUCUCUUAAAAUCAAAAUUGUAAAUGGUACUGGGAAUGAACAUCAGGUGAGUCUUGAGCUUUGGAAAGUAUUUUUGAUUUUAAUACUUUGAAGAGUUGGAUGGUCUGCGUUGGCCUAAUGCAAGAGGUGUGGUGUUGCACCUGCAAGUUGAACCCAUUCUGAUGCUUAAGUCAUGGCCAUCAUGGUUGGGGUAAAACCUGGUGCUCUUAAAUUUAAGUGUGUUAACUGCUUUUGUAUGAAUUGUAGGUCUGGGCCCAUGAGUUUAUAGGGAGUAGCAGGCUCAAACUCUAUAAAGAGAAGGAAAGUGAUAUCUAAAGUGCAAGUUGCACUUGUCCCUCUCUGUGGCAUCUUGUCCCUCUCUGGAAUCUUGUCCUUUCAAGGGAGGUCGUUGACAGUUUCAGGACCCUCCCUUGGGCUGCCAAUAUGUCACCUUUCCCUGGGUUGCAAACCAACAAAGCCUGAACUACGGAGGUAAAGCAAGAAUCUCUACUUCUGGAAAUCGUGGGUGAGCUUUGGCGGUUGGGAGGCUUAUUAGAAAUGUUCAGCCACCCUCAUUCCUGGACCCACGCAAGGAACGAGGACAGAUGCCCGGCAGAGCUGAGCAUGGGUUAUGUACUUGUGCAGCUCAGCACCUAAAUGCUUUCUGCUGUCAGUGCAAGUACCUGUCUUGGAAGAAGGGCACAAAAUGGUGUCAUAAAAACUGGAGCCUGGGUGGACUUUUUCAUAAAAUCAGCCACAUUAUAAGCAUGUGAUCUUCAUAAUAUCCACUGUAAUAAUUUCCUGAAAUUCCCAUUGAGUUUGAACUCAAAGGAAUCUGAACCUUAGGCAAAAAAUAUUUGAGUAAAAUUAUGCAAGAUUUGUAUAGAGCCAGGAGAAAAUGAGGAAUGAUUCUUGUAUUGACCUCUGGUCAGAGUCAUAUUUUCAUUAUAGCAAAAUUACGUGAAUUGCUGAAUGCAUCAAAACCGGAAAAGACACAUGGGCAGAAAUGGUCUUUUUACUAUAAGGAAUACAGAUUUUUGAUUUUAUAUGAUUGAGUAGAUCUAUCAGUAAAAGAGGGCCCACUUUUAACUAAAAUUUAAAUUAAACUGAGUUUUCUGCACUCUAAAUAUUUUAUUAUACUAUAGAUGUGGACAAAAAUUUUAUGAAGUUUAGAUUUUAUUGUUUUGUUUUUGUUUUUUUUUUUUUUGUUAGGAAAAAUUCAGCUCAGUUAUUUUAUAUCUCCAGUCAAAGAACACAAGCUUUACUCUUUUGAUGGGAGAUACUUCAGGCAUCUUAACUGAAGUGGUGUACAUUUUUUGUUGUUCUUGAAAAGGCACUUCACUUUCCCAACAAAGAUUUUUAUGGGGUAUUGUUGAAUGUAUAUUAAAUACACAUUCCUUUUUGUAUAUUUUGUACCAUUGCACACUUAUUAUUGUACAUUGUAUUUGUCGUCAUGAUGUCAUUUAUAUAUGGUUGUCAAAGAUGAUAUGCUCACGGAGUAAAUGGUUAUGGCUUUGGGAUUUCACUUCUUGGAUCUUUUAUGAAGAGGGUUUUUAUGUUGUUGAUUUUUAUUCAACUAGUGUGCUGUAGCAUCAAAGAUAUAUAUCUGAUGGGCAUUCAUAAAAUAAAGUGAAAAUAUAUUUGAAAUUUUGGACUUGAGAUGUGUGGUGGAACUGCAGCCUUUCCUGGACAUUGCAGGUCUGCAGUGGUGGAUAGAGCUUUUCACUGCCAUCAAACUGCAUCUGUCUACGUCUCCUUUGUUUUUUUCCCUUCUCUCUCCAUAUGUUUUCCAAGCCAUAAUUACAGCUCAUUCUCCAGAACAUAAUUUUUUGUGUCAUCGCUGGACCCUUAUCUCCAAAAUGCCUUAAUUUUUAUGAACUAUAUUUAUUUUGACUUCAUACCGCAGCGAGUUUGUUUGCUUCCUUUCUCUUUCCCUUUUAUUUUCCAAAUAAAGUACAGAGUGGAAAUUUUUUGUCAGCUCUGACUGACUUUGCUACGACCCUUGUCAGCUCUGCUUCCAAAUGGUUUGUUAUGAUAUUGUUGAAAAUCCUUCCAGACAAUCUAAUAGCGUAUCUGGUACAGUGCUAACUUAGUGGGAUACAAACCAAUACUGUAGACUUUAUUUACCUUAAGAUAAGAAAAUGUAAUUUUCCAACAAUUCAGCAAGUUAAAACUGGCAUAUUUUAGCUGACUUCUGCUAUUCUUUUCUUUCUGUUAAAGAUAUAGUAGAGAAGGGCAGUUUCCAUUUUCCAGUAAGAGGCAAAUUUUGGAAGCCUUUAACACUUCAUUAAGAAAUCAGCUGUCUGUGACCUCUUCUAGUACUCUGCCAAAAUAUACUUACAGCAACCUCCCCCUUUUUCCCACAUGGAAUCACAUCAGAAACUGUUAUUUGAUGCCAUAAAACAAUGUGAUCAGUCUGUUAUGUGUUCACUUGAUUAAACGGAAUGCAUUUUAUUGCUGCAUUUGCACGCUUUUCUUUGAAAUCUGGAGUCAAGCAACUGAAUCUCUUCGAGGAUUAAGCACAUUUUAGUGGUGUCUCUGUAUAAAUUAUUGGCAAAUUAGCAGAAUGUUAUUGUCUCAGCUUUGACAGUGCUUGCUAGGGGGGAAAUGUGCAAAUGUAUUCUGUCUUGGCUCUGAUUAUGUUGGUUGACGUUUGUAAUAUAUAAUACGAUUGAUUAAGAGUCUAGGCUUGGGGAAAAUUAAGUGUCUUAGAGUCAUAAAGGGAAGUUACUGAGUAGCUUCAAGGAGCUGUCAUCUUUGUUCAAAGAAAGGAUUUGACUACUUGCUCUUGAAAAAGAGGUUCUGAGACUCUUCAUUAGUAAGGGAAAGUUUGCAGUUUUUGGCUUGCCUGUCCUGCCAGAGCUAGUAGUACCCAUAAGAUGGAGAUACUUAAUUAUAAUCAGACAAGAUAGCAGCAGAUGUUGCCAUUUAGGAGCCAGCGGUUGUUGACUCAUCCCCAGCAGUGGUCAACACAAAGUGCUUCAAUGUAAGAGUAAAAACAGCUACAAUUGGUGCUGACAUGCCAACGGGGAUGACAUUUUUCCUAAGCAAGGAAUGCCGCUCGUUGGUCCAUAUCAUGAAGCACGGAGGCCUUAAAUAUCUAUUCUAUAUAAUGUAACAGGGAAUGAUAACCUCAAGAGAAAUCUUGGGAAGUUCUGCUUAUCUUUGGUCGUCUCUCUCAGUCUUUCCCCUUGUAUGCUUCUUUCACUGAAUCCCCUUGUUUUUAUUUCUUGCUGCUUUUGAAUGCUUGUGAACUGUGCUUCUUUGGCAAGCAUGUAAGGAGGUAGGAACAGACGUAAAACGAGGUCAGGCUCAUCCUAAAAUACACAGUGUGUGUCACAACAUACGGUGACAUCCCCAGUCACCUGGUUGGAUGUGCCCACACUGAAUACGUGCAGGAGGAGCGAGGGAGACAUGAGAAUUGAGUUGAUCAUAAGCUGCCACUGUGUUUUGGUUAUUUCUCUGGAUGUACAGAGUUGGAUGUCAUCAGGAAGAAAACUCCAAGGUCUCAUAUACUGGGUGCUCUAACAGCACCUGAAACCAAAGCGAGGUUGGGUGGAUGUGUGUUUGCUUGAAUAAAAGAUGUGCAAGAGUGACCUCUGAGAGUUUUGAUGUUAUAUACAUCCCAUUCUGGCCCUUGCCUUCUUCCAUAUUUAAAAUGGCAAUGUGCUAGAAAGUCAUUAUCUGCUUGCCGUUGUUGCCUCUAAAGGAGGGGUUGGUGUGUGUAGGGAAGUGGCACCGCUGGGGCGAGAGAAGACCUUUCCUGACCCUGCCACUUCCUUAGAGGAAGGAGAAGAGAGAAGAUGAGCACUCCAGGCCGCCCCCCCAGCCUUUGCUUCCUACCCAUCCCCUUCCUAUUGCAAAACCAGCCCAGCCUGGCCUUGGCCUCUUUCCUUCUUGCAGUGACAAAGCUCAGCUCUGCCUGUGUUGCUGAGAAGCUUUGAGGUGGCUGUGGAUAAACAGCUUCUGCCUUUCAUCUUGCGGACCCAAGCAUUAAUGAGUAGGCAAUGACAUCAUGGGCAUCAGACUGUGUUUGGUGAUGAGUUAAGGGUUUGUUUUCGUCUCCCUUACUCUAAGUGUACUAAUUGGGUGAAGGAUUGCAGCUCUUUACCACAGCUGAGAUUUCUGGGUGGAGUCAGGAUAUUUUGGACAUUUUCUGCUCAUUUUGGGGAUUUGUUUUGUUUAGGUAGAACAUGACAUUUUUAAAAUAGGUUUUGACCAUUUUUCAUUUUGAAAGGACAACUCCUUUUGAAAUUUCUCUGGCUAUGCCUGAAACCAGUUGUAUUCAAUUAAUUCAGGAAAAAUAACCACUUGAAGACAAAAUAAAAUCUUUUGGUUUGCCACAGUAGAUUUUUGUUUUGCUUUCAAAUUUCACUCAAGAUUUAAAAAAACCCCACCUCUCCUACAAAAAAAAAAAAAUAUCAACCAAGAACAAAGACAAAAAAAAACGCCAAAGCUUGUUUACUUCAGAUUGACUGGCGAUGAUUUUUUUGAGUCUUAUUUUUCUGCUCAGCCAAUAAAUAAAAAGUGAUCAGUUUUCCACAGACCUUUCUGCACUCUUGGUUUGUGUCAGGUACUCUGAAGUUAUGGUUUCUGAUGACAAAUAAAUAAACUUUUCUGCAGCCUCCAGUAAGGCACCACAGAUUCUGGGUUAAGCCUUGCUCUCGUCCCCAGCGUUUCCCCGCGUUGGCUACCUGCAGGGCUCAGAGCAGUGUGACGACUCUUCAGGCUCCCAGCCAAGGUACCUGAGGCUUCCCUCCACCAUGCAAGGAACCGUGACAGAACCCACUGUGCUUUGAGGUGAAUUACUCAAGUCUUUAUAUAUGGUGGGAGCGAUGAAGAGACCAGAAGAGUUUUCUGCUCUGAAGCCAAGUUUUACA